AUGCCUCCUCUCCUCUCCCUCCUCUUCGUCCUCUUCCUCUUCCUCUCACCCUUCCCUACCCAUUCCCUCAACCCAAACACCUUCACUUCAGCCCAACAAUCCUUCCUUCAAUGUCUCAACUCCUCCUUCCCCUCCAAUCUCAUCUUCACCCCAACCAACAAAAACUACACAAACCUUCUCUUCUCCUCCAUCCAAAACCUUAGGACUCUAACCAACUCUCCCAAACCUCUCCUCAUCCUCACCCCAACUCAAGAAUCCCACAUCCAAUCCUCUAUUUCAUGCUCAAACACCCUCAACAUCCUCUUAAGAAUUCGCAGCGGCGGCCAUGACUAUGAAGGCCUCUCAUACGCGUCAACCAUGAGCGAUUUCUUCGUAAUCAUCGACCUCCAAAAGCUCAACUCGAUAACAAUUGAUUCAUCAGUGAGCACAGCUUGGGUACAGGCUGGUGCUAUUUUAGGUGAAGUUUAUUAUGCCAUUGCUAUGAAGAGUAGAGUUGUUGGAUUUCCUGCUGGCUCCUGUCCUACUGUGGGAGUUGGAGGUCAUUUCAGUGGUGGAGGAUUGAGCACUAUUAUGAGAGCUUAUGGUAUUGCUAUUGAUAAUAUCAUUGAUGCUAGAAUUGUGAAUGCAAAGGGUGAAGUUCUUGAUAGAGAAGCCAUGGGUGAAGAUCUUUUCUGGGCUUUGAGAGGUGGAGGAGGAGCUAGCUUUGGAGUCAUAUUGUCUUAUAAGAUAAAACUUGUUCAAGUUCCACCUAAGGUCACAAUCUUCACCAUUUCAAAAACACUGGAAGAAGGUGCAACAAAGCUAGUCAGCAAGUUUCAAAACAUAGCUUACAACCUCGAUAAAAGAUUGUUUCUGCAAUCAAUCUUACAGCCAGUGAAUGAAAACAGCCCAAAUAAGACAAUUCAAGCUACUUUCAGCUCCUUGUUCCUUGGUCAAAAAGAAGAACUUGUUUCAAUCUUAAAGCAAAGCUUUCCAGAGCUGGAAUUGAAGGAAACAGACUGUACUGAAAUGAGCUGGAUUGAAUCAGUUUUGAACUUUGCUGGUUACUCUUCAGAUUCUCCUCUGAAUGUUCUGCUCAACAGAAAGCCAUGGUCAAACUCUACAUCAUUCAAGAACAAGUCUGAUCUUCUAACAAAGCCAAUAACUGAGGAAGAAUGGAAUGAGAUCUUCAGAUUUCUCCUCAAAGGGAAUCUAUGGUUUAUGCUGAUUAUCGAUCCUUUAGGUGGAAUGGUAGCUGAAGUCUCUGAAACUGAGACACCAUUUCCUCACAGAAAGGGAAGCUUGUAUGAUGUCCAGUAUAUUACUCAAUGGACUGAAGAGGGGAUAGAAACAACACAGAAGAAUUUGAAAUGGAUAAGGAAGUUCUAUGAGUUUAUGACUGCUUAUGUUUCAAGAAAUCCAAGAGGUGCUUAUCUGAAUUACAGAGAUUUGGAUCUGGGAGUUAAUGGAGAAGGGAACACAAGCUAUGUGAAGGCUAGUGUUUGGGGUGAAAAGUACUUUAAAGGAAACUUCAGGAGACUGGCACAAGUGAAGAGUGAGGUUGAUCCAGGCAACUUGUUCAGAUAUGAACAAAGCAUUCCUCUACUCUUCUGA
Molecule: messenger RNA, 1593 nt
Organism: Dendrobium catenatum
Lineage: Eukaryota; Viridiplantae; Streptophyta; Magnoliopsida; Asparagales; Orchidaceae
Product: berberine bridge enzyme-like 26
Exons: 2
Coding region: 1-1593 (530 amino acids)
Molecular function (GO): oxidoreductase activity; FAD binding
Source: RefSeq, a predicted model, not a curated record